Molecule: messenger RNA, 753 nt
Organism: Closterium sp. NIES-67
Lineage: Eukaryota; Viridiplantae; Streptophyta; Zygnematophyceae; Desmidiales; Closteriaceae
Source: the annotation of a GenBank genome assembly
AAAUGCCCUUAGGAUCUUUCCAGAGACUAAGUCCAGUUGUAAAAGACUUGAGUAGUGCAGCGGAAGUUUGAGGUAGUUGAACCCUUGUACUAGUAUAUGCGAACAAUGGAGACACUCGCGCGAUUCGAGAAGGACGUGAAGCGAACCGACACAGGGUUCUUGGCAAUAGCAACAGAGGCGGAGAACGACAGGGAGAGAACCUCGGAACCUCCAGGAACGAUCAAGGAAUUAUUGAAGGAGUUCCAAGAUAUUCUUCCGGAUGAUCUACCGAAUGAGCUACCGCCAUACCGAACGCAUCAACACGAGAUCGUGGAGGAACCAGGUUCGAAGCCGACCUUCCGAGCACCAUAUCGGCUCAGCCCUACGGAGCUGACCGACAUGAAAAAACAAAUCGAGUAUCUCCUAGCCAAAGGACUCAUCCGACCAUCCACUUCGCCGUAUGGUGCCCCAGUACUCUUCACACCGAAACCGGACGGAAGCCUGCGCAUGUGCAUCGACUACCGAGCUCUUAACAAGCAGACCAUCAAGAAUAAAUAUCCGAUACCGCGAAUCGAUGACCUACUUGACCAGCUUUGGGGAGCUACGGUAUUUUCCAAACUGGAUCUGCGGUCCGGAUACUGGCAGAUACGCAUGGCGGACAACUCUUUCCACAAAACUGCUUUCCGAACUCGGUAUGGAUCGUACGAGUAUUUGGUAAUGCCAUUCGGACUCACCAACGCACCGGCAUAAAUGGGAACAAGGAUUGGUAUUUGU